CCUGAGAAUGCCUGCAACCCCCACAAAAUGUCCGAAACUAGUGGAAUCUAACGAUUUUAGCUUCGACUAACGCGAAUAUUUCGGAAAGACGCCAAAUCUUCGGUUAAACUCCAGCGAUAAGAUUAGAGGUUCGAUACCUUUUAUCGAUAGGGGAUAAGGAUAUCAACUUUUUGGCCUCACUUUUGAAUAUGAGGGGCAAAUACGUAUAGGAGGACAAUCUUCGAACCUUGAAACAUCAACCCUUUUGAAGUAGUCACAUGUCUACGUUAUUAUCGCGAACGUGCUAAGUACAGGACAGAAGGGAAAGGUGACAACAUUUCACCAUGUCGUCAAAUACAUCUGGCACGACAAUAAAUACGAAGCAGUCCAAGAUAUCAGGCUGGUUAGCUAUACCGGCUCCGCUUGCUCGAUUAUUCAAGAAAUUUCCUCUCUUGACGUAUCCCCCAAACGAGCUCCCAGCUCGCUCACCUAGCGCUAGAGAUGUACCGACUCUAUAUGUCUUCAUAUCAGACCGAGAUGCCCUAUAUGGCUUACCAAGCUUCAACCCGAAUUGUCUAAAGUGGCAGACUUUUCUCAAGCUGGCAGGAGUCGCUUUCCGCGUAACAUCCUCAACAAAUCACGCCUCACCUACCGGCGCAUUACCAUUCCUCCUCCCACCAUCAAGUCCAAAGCCCAUACCCACCAGCCAAUUUGAGGAGUACGCCGCGGAAAAUGGCAUCACAAAGAUCUUAGACGCCCCGUCCUUGAGGGUUGAGGCUUACGAAUCGCUCCUCGACGACCGAAUACGCAACGCCUGGCUCUACGCACUAUACUUGUCGCGACCGAACACAGCGCUGCUAUCGCGCCUCUACAUCACUCCCGUUUCUGCGUCGCUGGUCGUACGGAAGACUACACUGUACAACCUGCGAAACGCGGCGGAGGCCGAUAUCUUACGAUCGCUAGGCACACCGGUCGUGAACGCCGGGACCUUAUACGAGGGCGCUCGAGACGCCUUCGAGGCCCUGUCUGUGCUGCUGGGCGAUGACGACUGGUUCUUCGGGAUGGUUCGACCGGGCUUAUUCGAUGCGAAGGUGUUUUCUUACACGCACCUACUCCUUGAUGAGAGGCUUGUGUGGGAAGACUGGACGCUUACAGAGAUCCUGAUGGAGUUCCCGAAUCUGGUCGCGCACCGGGAUAGGAUAUUCGAGAGUUGUUGGUGAUGGGGGAUAGACGCAUAUCGCAAACAGAUCACAACACUUUGGAUGGGCCAUGACGUGAAUUAUAAAGGUAAUCUACUCUGGACAGACAGCUAGGCGUCUGCUUGCUCCGAUACGCGCACGAGCUCAUGAGGUAUGUAUAUGCAAUCAAGGUAGACCUAUACCCCCUUUAGACAGUGUAUAUCACAUUGUCCUGGUUUCAACAUAUAUCAAAUAGAAUGGUAUAUGUCGAUAUAAAUCCAGAGGACAUCUCCUACGUCUACCAAGGCCUGUUCUAAUAGGCCACUUUCGAAACCAAAAACAAUGACAAAAAGAAGAAACACUUUCAAGGCCCAGCUUAGGUAUUGUUGAUCGGCUCCUAGCUACUGCGCCCCCGCUAUUGGGUAUUUCUUUGCCUCUCCAUUUCAGGCCCCAGAGACUUUACACAGCAGUCUCUGAGAAUCGAACCCUGGACCUUCCCCAUUUCAGGGGCGUCUUUAAAGGGGGUAGGAUGAGGUGUCUGAGGCACAUAACCACCUAGACCAUUGCCAGCAAGGCCGUUGAUCUAAUGCCGCCGAUAGAUGUCUACGACUCUAUUCUACUAUUUAACUUUCACUUUUGUGGUUAAAUCGUUGCCCAGAUACCCCCUUCGCUUUUUCCGUAAUUCGUUGGUCGAAAUUACAUGAGCUUAGAGCACACGCAUAGUGUACGAAUGAACAAUAUUCGGGUAGUACUAUUCGCGGGCACGAGACAUGCAGAUAAA
Molecule: messenger RNA, 1938 nt
Organism: Annulohypoxylon maeteangense
Lineage: Eukaryota; Fungi; Ascomycota; Sordariomycetes; Xylariales; Hypoxylaceae
Exons: 2
Coding region: 324-1199 (291 amino acids)
Biological process (GO): mitochondrion organization
Cellular component (GO): SAM complex
Source: RefSeq, a predicted model, not a curated record